AUGGGCGGCCAGGACAAUAACUCUGGAUCUCAGAAGGCUCGGGAUAGUUUCGCAUCCAUCCUCAGCUAUUACGAAAAACAUGUUCCAUCUGAUGAAGCUCCUGAAUUUGUCAAAAGGGUUUCAUCAGGUGAAAUUCAGAUAGGGGUGAGGAAGGGUGAUGUUCCAUCUGCUGAACAAGGUGCAGAGUUGAAGGCGGCUCUCAGCGAGGCUCUGAAGACACAAGAUGCCAUCCAGAACCUCUCCCCCACCGAGAAGGAGCUCAUGACUAAGGCGACAGAAGCCAGUCUUCGAGCUCGAAAGCCAAAAGGCGGAAGAUAG
Molecule: messenger RNA, 318 nt
Organism: Penicillium bovifimosum
Lineage: Eukaryota; Fungi; Ascomycota; Eurotiomycetes; Eurotiales; Aspergillaceae
Exons: 1
Coding region: 1-318 (105 amino acids)
Source: RefSeq, a predicted model, not a curated record